GAAGUUGAAGGACCACGUCCAUCAUCCACGACGGAAAGCCAACCUGUUCCUCCAGUGAGUGCCGUCAUGGCCACAAAGAGCCACGGGUCCAGGUCAGUGUCAGCGCCCUCCAGGUGGGGCAGUACAGUACCACAUGUGAGGGGACAUCAAUGCCUGAGAGACCUGAAGUUGAGAAUGGAGAAAGGUGAAGCGUUGGAGAGCCCCUGGCCACUGCACUGAGCACCAUGGAGCACCUUUUCAGGAGAAAGCGGCUCGGUCUACUGAAGCCCCUGCUGAGCCUCUCUCUGUUCUUCGCCUCGCUCCUCAUGAUCCACAAGCUUAGACUCCCCGAGAAAGACGCCAUGGGGACGUAUAUGAGACACGCCGGGUGGUGUGGAGACUGUUUUUCAUUCAAGAAGACUGCAGUCAAGCACUCUUUGUUGAACCACCAAAGCGCACCGGAGGCGCAACAAGUCUCCAACCAGAGCGGUCGCUUAUGGGACCCGCAGGUGCUCAACUGCAGCGAGGAUGUCACGGUGAGGACCAAGGAUUGGUUCCGGAGGUUGGACCCGAGAUUUCACCAGUUCGUCUUGCACCGGCACUGCAGGUACUUCCCGAUGCUCAUCAACCACCCGGAGAAGUGCACAGACGGAGGGGUGCACCUCCUCAUGGUGGUCAAGUCCGUUAUCGAGCAGCACGACCGGCGGGAGGCGGUGCGUAAAACCUGGGGCAAGGAACACACGGUGGACGGUAAGCGCAUAAAGACCCUCUUUCUUUUGGGGAGCCCUGCUGCGGGCAAAGACGCCAAAAACCUACAGAAACUGAUCGAGUAUGAGGACCACAUUUACAGGGACAUCCUGCAGUGGGAUUUCAUGGACACAUUCUUCAACUUGACCCUGAAGGAGGUCAACUUUCUCAAAUGGUUCAACAUCUACUGUCCAGGAGUCCAGUUUAUAUUCAAAGGAGACGACGAUGUGUUUGUGAACACCAACAACCUGCUGGACCUCAUCGGCUUUAAAGUGGAGGAGCACAAGGAGACCACUUUGUUUGUGGGGGACACCAUCUCCAAGGCCAUCCCCAUCAGGAACAGACAGAGCAAAUACUACAUCCCCAGGGAGCUCUAUGAUAAGCCAUACCCACCUUAUGUAGGGGGAGGGGGGUUCCUCAUGUCCUCCCAUCUGGCCAGGAGGCUCUUUGUGGUCUCCGAGAACCUGGAGCUGUACCCCAUUGAUGACGUGUUUUUGGGCAUGUGUCUGCAGAGGCUCCACCUGAGCCCGGAAAUGCACUUGGGCUUCAGGACCUUCGGCAUCACCAGGCGCAGGGUGAGCCCCAUGAACACCGAGCCGUGCUUUUACAAGAACCUUGUUGUGGUGCACAAACUUAAUGCACAGGAGCUUGUCAAGAUGUGGAGGCUGGUGCACGAGGAAGAGCUGGUUUGUGCUCAGAGGACUUCGGUAUGACUGUCAGUGGAAGAAACCAAAAAUAAGCGAAGAGGACUUGAGUUAUGAUUAAAUAUACAGCCACUUUUACAUUUAAGUUAUCCACUUUGGAGAUAAAAUAUGAGUAAUCCUCAAUGCCUUUUGGAAAACCACUACCAUAUAGGUCUUCAGUGUUUAAAUCUCAGUGCCUUUUCAAAUGUGAGCCUCAGUGUGCAAGCGUGACAGCCAAAGUAUUAGUAAUAUGGUGCAACAUUUUGACCAAUUGUGUAUUUUCAGCAAGAACAGAGAAAACAUUCUAAACCAAAAUGUAUCAGAUUUUGUUGAGUUUUUGUAUGAUAGUGUAAAUAAAACCUGAAGUCUUCUAGUUAUCUAAAAAAAAAAAAAAGGGACUUGUGUUCGAUUUUGAACAUUGAAAAGAUGGAUGGGAAAAACAUCACCGCCUCACAACAACCUUUGUUACAGUAUGUUAAGCCACGGCAUACCAUACACAGUUGUUGCUGUUAUUCAAAACUUAACUUGACUGAUACUGUAGGGAUUUUAUAUACACACUUAACAUUAAGACAAUACCACCAUUUUGAAACUAUGGACAAGAGGCUGACUAGCAAAAUAUUGCGUUUAAUUAAAGCUUAAAGAGGGAUUUGUCACAGUUGUCUACUCUCCCCGCAGGAUACACCGCUCAGCAUAUAUCAACAGUUGUCUAAGGAUCAUCUUUGUAAAAAAGUGAUUUUAAUUUAAGAAUAAAGAAACGCUUGUUGGGAAUAACAUCAACACCACACAACAGCCUUUGUUGUGCCACGCCUCGGCAUACCCAGCCGUUACUUUUAUUUAAGGAAAUGCAGUUACUUUUGCUGGGAGAAAAUAGUCUUUGUUGAAAAUGGUCCAAUACUGACGCAUGUUAAAGCCAGCCUUUUUUUUAAUAGAAUAAAAGACCACA
This is a messenger RNA of Dunckerocampus dactyliophorus (ringed pipefish), 2352 nucleotides long. It is a transcript of the gene b3gnt7l, whose product is annotated as UDP-GlcNAc:betaGal beta-1,3-N-acetylglucosaminyltransferase 7, like. The record is from RefSeq and is a predicted model, not a curated record. NCBI's taxonomy places the organism in Eukaryota, Metazoa, Chordata, Actinopteri, Syngnathiformes, Syngnathidae. The transcript has a single exon. Gene Ontology annotation, molecular function: hexosyltransferase activity. Gene Ontology annotation, cellular component: membrane. The coding region runs from base 225 to 1439 and encodes 404 amino acids.